Messenger RNA from Psammomys obesus (fat sand rat), 2048 nucleotides. It is a transcript of the gene Armc10, whose product is annotated as armadillo repeat containing 10. The transcript has 6 exons. Gene Ontology annotation, cellular component: mitochondrion. The record is from RefSeq and is a predicted model, not a curated record. Lineage: Eukaryota; Metazoa; Chordata; Mammalia; Rodentia; Muridae. Gene Ontology annotation, biological process: negative regulation of intrinsic apoptotic signaling pathway by p53 class mediator. Bases 118 to 1038 code for a protein of 306 amino acids.
CAGGGCGGCUUCCGGAAGGCGGAGCUCCAACCCCAUUUCCUUUCUCCGGGCUGGUUCGGGCCCCGCUGCACCUGCGUGCGGUCCUUGCUCGGCGGCUCCCCGCAGCUCGGCGGUGGCAUGGGCGGCGCGCGGGACGUGGGCUGGUUGGCGGCGGGGCUGGUCCUCGGCGCCGGCGCCUGCUACUGCAUCUACCGGCUGACCCGGGGCCCGCGGCGAGGCCGGCGCCGCCUGCGCCCUUCGCGGUCUGCAGAAGACUUAACUGAUAGUUCCUAUGAUGAUGUGUUAACUGCUGAACAGCUUGAGAAACUUCUGUACCUGCUGGAGUCAACUGAUGAUCCUAUAAUUAUUGAGAAAGCCUUGGUCACCCUGGGAAAUAAUGCAGCCUUUUCAGCCAACCAAGCCAUUAUUCGUGAGUUGGGUGGUAUCCCAAUCGUUGGAAGCAAAAUCAACUCUCUGAACCUCAGUAUUAAAGAGAAAGCCUUAAAUGCACUAAAUAACCUGAGUGUGAAUGUCGAAAACCAAGUUAAGAUAAAGGUUUACGUCCAUCAAGUCUGUGAGGAUGUCUUCGCCGAUCCCCUGGACUCUGCCGUGCAGCUGGCCGGCUUGAGACUUUUAACAAACAUGACCGUCACCAAUGACUACCAGCACCUGCUCAGCGGCUACGUCCCUGGCCUGUUCCACCUGCUACUUAUUGGGAAUGGAAGCACCAAGGUCCAGGUGUUGAAGCUGCUUUUGAACUUGUCUGAGAAUCCAGCCAUGACAGAAGGACUACUGAGUGCCCAAGUGGAUUCUUCAUUUCUCUCCCUUUAUGAUGGCCACAUAGCCAAUGAGAUUCUUCUUCGAGCACUUACACUGUUUCAAAAUAUAAACAACUGCCUCAAAGUAGAAGGCCGAUUAGCUAAUCAGCUUCCUUUCGCUAAAGGGUCAUUGUUUUUCCUAUUGUAUGGGGAAGAAUGUGCCCAGAAAAUGAGAGAGCUAGUUUGUCAUCAUGAUGCAGAGGUGAAAGAGAAGGCUUUAGCCAUAAAGCCAAAGUUCUGAUUGGUUGCUCCUGGAUUUUUCAAAGAGUAAAUGUAGUCUUAAGUCAGCACACGGGAACUUAUUUUCUACCUUCUUUUUAAAAAGGGAUGUUUUAGCUGAUAAAGUUAAACAACAAAAGUCAUAUUGCAACUUUAUCACAGUUCAGUGUGAGCAGCUCUAAUCCAACAUGAUAUUCAAAAUUUUGGAUUUUGGAGUAGUUCAGAUUUGGGCUUUGGGAAUUAGGUAUUUAUUGUAUGAAAUACUCAGAGGAUGUGAAUCACUUCUGGAGCAAACAUUCAGUUAGGAUUACGGACUGAUUUGCCAUGCUCUUCAGGUUGAUUUUGAAUGAUUCUACUGGUACUGAAUGACUAUGAGGGAUUGUACUGAAGAUAUUUAAUGGUUUCCACACAUGAAAUGAGUGGCCUUCUCUGUACAAUCCUAAUUCCUGGAAGUGAUUUGCAGUUCCUCGUGGAGACAUCGUUAGGUGCGGAGUUAAAGACUAUAACUGCCACAGCAAGGGCCUUGUGCCUCAGUGCAGUGAUACCCCAAGCUCAAGCCCACGGCCAGCCCCAUUAUAUACUGCUUUGCAAGUCUGUGUUCCUCAUCAGAAUCUGACCUCAUUGUUUCUGAUCAGUGUAGGGAAAAUGUUUUCUUAUACUUAGCCCAUGUGUAAGAUACUGGAGAGCAGUCCCAAGUGUCCACCCCCAGGCAGGUGGGCAGCCAAGCAGCUGCUCUGUAAACAGGACUGGCCUCAUGAGUCCGGGUGGACGCACAGAGAAAUACACCCAUGAAAUGGUUGUUUUUAAAAGCAUGUCAUAAAACAAUGUAUUAGUGUCUUUUUUUUUUUUUUUUUUUAAAAAACAAUGAUAAGUACAUUUAUACAUGGACAGAGCGUUUCUAGAAUGAUAUGUAAAACUUCUGGGCACGAGACAUGGGGACAUGGAUUUUCUUUAUGUACCCAUUUCUACUGUUUGAAUUUUUUUACUGAGCAUAACUUGUUAAUUUUUUAAUAAAAAAGGGAAAAAGUCCAA